CAUAUAUAUGUGACUAUUAGAGUGGUUGUGGAUUUAAAUCAACUAUUUUGAAUGUGAAGUGGAGGACGUGAAGACCAGUAAAGUUAAAAUGGCAGAGUCCAACGUUGAUAAUCAGUUUAAACUCACCUCAGAACACAAGGUGAAGGCUAAUGUUGGUGAAGAGGUCACCCUCCCCUGUCACCUCUCACCUGACACCAGUGCUGUUGCCACGACGAUCAGGUGGUUUAAAGAGACAGAGUGUAUUUACCUGUAUCAGAAUGGUCAGGUGACAGAGAGGAGUGGCUAUGAGGGCAGAGUGAGUCUGAUCACCCAGGAGCUGVAGAGAGGCAACGUGUCUCUGAGGCUGACAGACUUCAGGAGGUCAGAUAGAGGAGUCUACAUAUGUCAGGUCAUCCAUGGAGAACAGAAGGAGGAGGCUGCAGUGGGUUUAUGGGUCAUAGAAGGUAAGUGUUCUAGAACUCCAGUAAUGUUUCUAAACACCUAAACAACAACAAUAACAACCAGUCUCUUUCCCUGUACAGAACACUUGUACUUUCUCAUGUAGGUAGGAGUUCAUAGUAGGAGUUACAGAUGAAUAGACUAGAUUCAUUCUGAAUAUCAACUAGUUACAAUGCAUAUUACCAUCACUCUGAGCUUUGAGCUGGUCCUAAAGCAUUAGAACCAUUCCAACAUUA
Molecule: messenger RNA, 674 nt
Organism: Salvelinus sp. IW2-2015
Lineage: Eukaryota; Metazoa; Chordata; Actinopteri; Salmoniformes; Salmonidae
Source: RefSeq, a predicted model, not a curated record